AUGUGCCCGAUCUUUAGACCCGCCAAGCCAGGAGGUGGGCGUCGUCUCUCUCGUGAAGAAAACGCACAGGUAUCGGUGGGAGAGGAUCUGCCUGAUGAGAGGAGAGAGACAGUCAUGGAGAUCGUGGUAGAGUAUACAGCACCAAAGAAUGCCAGGGGGGGAAUUGGUAGCGAAGAUGAGGCCGCAGAUGACAAUGAGUCGGAUGACUUUGGCAAGGCGAUGGAAGUAGACGCGAAAUGA
Messenger RNA from Plasmopara halstedii, 240 nucleotides. RefSeq lists its product as uncharacterized. The transcript is spliced from 3 exons. NCBI's taxonomy places the organism in Eukaryota, Oomycota, Peronosporomycetes, Peronosporales, Peronosporaceae. The record is from RefSeq and is a predicted model, not a curated record. Bases 1 to 240 code for a protein of 79 amino acids.